CUGUUUUCUAAUCCUGCCUUGACAUCCUCUCACUCAUCUCCAGCCAAAGCGUCCGUCCCGUCUCAGCGACUUUCGUUUAGACAAACCAACCCCCGUUACUCAAGAUGAAGAUCUCCCCCAGCCUUGUUCUCGCCGUGCAGGCACUCUCUGUCCUUGCCCGUCCCUCUCCGAAGGGCGCCAAAGCCACUGCUGUUACUACUGUGGCGGCAACGACGGCUGCUGCCGUGGCAACCGCGACAGCAGUUGCAGGAGGCGCUGCCAAGGAAGAAGAAGAGAAGGACCCGAACAAGGUCGACCAGAGCGGCCAGUUUGGCGCCGCCAUCAACCUAACUGGCGGUGACAUCCAGACCGACGUUAUAUACCCCCCUGGUGUUAUCGGCCAGCUCGAAAUUGAGUUCAAGAACCCAGAUGCUCGCGUUCUGAGAGUCACCGAGAACACAACCCCCGGCAACGCGCCCGCCGGCUUCACCUUUGCGGAGCCCGUGUCGUACAAGGUUGAGCUAUCAGGGACUCCCGCCGGCCUGACCCUGUCAAAGGUUGACUACAUUCGCAAUGCCGCCAGCACUGUCGAUAUCAGCAAGGGCCAGAUCGGUCGCCUCUGCGCCGAGACCAAAAGCUUUGUCGUCGGCGCUGGCGUGGGCGAGCUGGAGUUUGAGGACGACGAGAACGAGCUGACGCUCACUGUGGACAACAUGGUCGGCGAGUGGGCCAUCUUCCUCCCGACCGCCGCGACUGGCGGUGCGACCGCUGGCGGUGCUACGAUUAGCAAUAAUGCGAGCCGGCUUCAACAGCUCUUGGAUCUGAUUCUGGUAUCUUCUGGCGCAGCUUCUAAGGCGGCUGGAGGAAAAUAG
Molecule: messenger RNA, 851 nt
Organism: Lasiosphaeria miniovina
Lineage: Eukaryota; Fungi; Ascomycota; Sordariomycetes; Sordariales; Lasiosphaeriaceae
Exons: 3
Coding region: 105-851 (248 amino acids)
Source: RefSeq, a predicted model, not a curated record